GAUGCUUAUUGUUAACACAUUUCGGGCUUUGGGGCCCCUGGGGGUCGUACCAAUUACCGGCGCCAGUUUCUGGUGUCGCUUAUUUUGUGCCAUUGCUUUUGCAAACCUGAUGAUGCUGGCGUGGCUGAGCAAAUACAGAGAGAUUCAGCCGUGUUUUGCUGUUCUUGGUAACGCUUCACAUACAGCCACAACCCCACCAGAUUCGUGGAUGAACAUUACUAAUCUAAAAUGUACUCAUAAUAUAAAGGAGAUAGACGACUGCUUUUUAUUGAACAAUUCGAAAGCAUUUAUCCCGUUUGAGGAAAUCAGGGUUCUAUACGAGCUUUUCGGCUCACUCCAAGUGGAAUCCAAGACAUUGCACAUUUUCCAUUCAAAUUCGCCCAUCCCAUCACUGACCUACACACAUGAUCCAGUCGGACAUUACAUGUUUUUCGACGAAUACAAUGUCGAGAAGCGGUCACGUGUCAAGUUAAUCACCGCUGACGAAGGCAUUCCUCUUUCUGUUCAGUGGAACCGGAAUGGCUACCCAUAUCCAAUUCAAAUCGCGCAGUUCGGUCUAAGUCAUUUCUCUAAGUUGGUCCGUCUAAUGAAUUCCACCGGCACUUCUAGCGCUUCUACUCUACCAGCAACAUUGCCACUCAGUCUGGAUCUACUGACUCCUGCAGACGGAGUACUGCAUCAUUCAAAACCACAAUCUUGGUUACCGGUCGGUAACAAGGACGGGACGUAUAAAUUCUCAGUCGCCCAACCCGCACGCAGUCAUCAUGCGGCUGUGGCUAUCACUAUGAAGUUAGGCGAAGAGACGCGCCUCUGGAGAUAUUUUGUCCUCUAUGGUGACAACUGGCACAACGGCAGUUCGGUCCACUUGCGUGUAUCUUGGCUCCGCGGCAGCAAUCGUACACACUCCGAUAAACUAGUUUCUAAGGAGCUCGUGUACGCUUGUCAAGCUUCUCCUGAAAGCAGCCAAAAUCGAGAUCUUUUUCUUUCCGUUUCGCAUGACAAAAAUUCCGCUGUAUUUUGGAUGCCAUCAUGUGGAAUGCUUUCCGAUUCAAGCAACUCCAAACACAACGUUACGUUGUCUCGUGAUCUUGUUUAUGAUUUGCUCAAAGCUUUCGGUCAAGAGAUCUUUAUGCCGUUCCCAAGUUCCAACGAUCAAAAUAGUGCUCAGUCUUUGGAUUCCAUCCUUGUGUUUGUGGAUUUGAUUGAACUCCAUGCCGGAGCUUAUGGCUCUGGUGGCGGCGGCUAUGUUAGCAAAAUGCUUCUUGGAAAAUCUGCUCCACAUGACACCAAGCUCUCCUCGGUCGAUUUGAUGGCGGAACGCCUGUUCCACCACACUCGCUUUCUGGCUGCAGUCAAAUGGUUCGUCGAUCAUCAGGAAGAGGAUGGCACGUGGCGAAUCCCCGUUGUUCAUCAUCUGCGCAGGCGCCCUUCUCUAAAACCUGGUUGGCCAUCAGCCAUGGCGCAAGGUCAUGGAAUUUCGCUUCUGGUUCGAGCUUAUUCUGUUCUCAAAACUCCAGUUUAUUUGGAAAGGGCUCGUCGCGCUCUUAUAAGCUAUAACCGCACAGUACGUGAAGGUGGCAUUUUGGCGUAUGUUUUGGGACAGCGUUCUUUCCCGUGGUUCGAAGAAUAUCCAUCGGAUCCAGGCAACCACGUUUUAAACGGAUUCAUCUAUUCUCUGAUUGGUCUAUACGAUCUUGCCCAGGUAGAUCCUGAUGCUCAAUCAAAAACCUAUGCCAAUCACCUGUGGACCAGUGGUUUGACAUCAUUGUCUACUCUUCUCUCACUGUUCGAUUCCGGCACGGGUAGUUUUUACAACUUGGCUCACGUCGGUGUGGUCACACCAACUACCGCCGACGCUUCCACCUUAAACCUUCGAGAAGACGACGGAAACCGAUUGGAUUUGGGUCCGAACCGCGCUCGAUGGAGCUAUCACGCGUUGCACGUUCAGCAGCUGAGAACACUCGCUUUUUUAGAUCCAGUCCACUCUGUGCAAUGGCUUGAUACCUCCAUACGCUGGGCGUCCUACAUGGAGGGUUUCCGUUCACCACAUAAUUAGCGUACCACUCGACUUUCUUCAUUGACUGUCCAGUAACAUUUUCGAUGUGUCCAAAGAUUAUCCCCCCCCUAACCACACAUACCACCGAUAUUUCCUUCAUGUUUUCAGCUAUUUUUUGAUAUUUUCCAUCUUUCCUUCUCCUAGGAUGAACUUUGUCUUUCUCGUAAAAUAUACCGCAAGCCUCCUGCCCCAGUUCACCACUUUCAAGUAAGAGGACUCGGGUAGUUAGGACUUUUUACUCAUCUGGAGGACCCUUUUAUCAUCUUUUGGUCAUCAUCAAUACACGUUAGCCGAUGGUGAGAAACACACGUCAGCUAAUGUCCCGUAAUACGAAAAGG
This is a messenger RNA of Dicrocoelium dendriticum, 2394 nucleotides long. Lineage: Eukaryota; Metazoa; Platyhelminthes; Trematoda; Plagiorchiida; Dicrocoeliidae. The record is from the annotation of a GenBank genome assembly.